This is a messenger RNA of Drosophila montana, 2688 nucleotides long. RefSeq lists its product as uncharacterized. The transcript has 6 exons. The coding region runs from base 1 to 2568 and encodes 855 amino acids. Lineage: Eukaryota; Metazoa; Arthropoda; Insecta; Diptera; Drosophilidae. The record is from RefSeq and is a predicted model, not a curated record.
AUGCCACAUGCCCCACACGAGCAGACGCAUCAGCGCGUGCUGCAGGAGCCCAUUUGUCCGGGCGUUGUGGGUGGCAAACUGGACUUUCCACGCUAUGCAUCGUUUGCUUCCAUAAAACUAAUACGCUGGUGGGAGGAUGAGUACUUUGCUUCCUAUCGCAAGCAUUCGGGCUUACUGCACACCGAAAAGGAGCUGAACGAGGGCGAUUUCAGCAGCGUUACGGUUAAGACCUCCGAUCCAGAUAAGUUUGUCGGUUUGGUAACUAAAUCAGCGGAUCUUCUACUGGAGCACAUACAUCGCCUGUCGCAGGAGUCACUGGAUCAUGCGGAUCUCUCGGUGCUCACCGCCACCAUUGGCGCCGCCGCAUUGGUCAAGAACUCGUUAAGCGUCUAUAUGCAGGCAGCCACGACCACAAUAUGCCCACCCAAGGGCGAUGAGAAGGGUGGCGCCCUGAAGCUAAGUCUAAAGCAAUAUUCCCAGAUGUCCGAGGCAUUGGCUGAACGUCUUCUGGAUCUGCACUGCCGCCUGCUGCUGUUGUAUAUCAUUCAGGAUGCGGACUGCCUGCAUUGGGAGGACACUCAGCCGUUCUUUGAAUCGGAACGCGGCUCGUAUACGGUGCAAAUGUGGUGGCAUUAUAUGCGCGGUACCAAAACCGAUCUCUGGAACUCUGUGCCGCCAAAAAUGGCACAGAAAAUCUUUGCCGGAAUGCUUAAUGAGACGCUCAGUGUAUUGACGGUGCGCUACACGCAGAUUGUGACCAGCGUGGCCCGAGCCCAACUGCAUCUGGUGGACAUAUGCAACAUGCUGCUGUGCAUUGCCGAGUUGUUGCCCCAUGUCUGUGACAGUGGCGAGGCCUAUGUUGGCCUCCAGUUGAGCAAUCAGAGUGUCAUCGUGCGGGACAUUCAUGCCAAAUGCAGGGAGCUCUUCUACUGCCUGUUACUCCGUGGUGCGCCCUUGGGUGUCCUUUCUAAGGUCUUUCGCAAAGGCCUGGAUAACAUGGAAAUGUUUAGCUCGCGUCAUGGUCUGCCCAGCGCUUGGAUUAUUUUCGCGCUGCCGCGAUACUUUCCCAAGGAGCAAUCCUGCCAGUGGGUAGCCGAGUUUGCUGAUCUUACCACGAACACAGCCAUAUCAUUGGAUCUGCGCGUGCUGCUGGCCUUUCCGGAGGCACACUGGUCCUAUCUGCUGAAGAUUCUGUUAAUGAGGGAUGCCUAUCUAACGGGCAUUAUAAUGCGCCAUCUAAUGCAGCAUUUGCCGUCUUCGGAGAACUUUAAAAAUGUGGCCAAGCAUUCGUUUACCAGUGCGGAAGGUGCGCCAUUGAAAUGCGAGGCCUUCCUUUGCCGUGGCGAGUGCUUCAAUGUCACCGACUCCAUAGCGGCGGAUAUAGAUCCUGUGGGACAGUCGAAUUAUCAAAUUGUGCUGUCCCUCACAUACCUGGUUGUAGCCGUGGGCAAGGCUGUUGAUAUCAAGUCCUGUCUGAUCAAGACACUGGAGGAGCAUGCUGUGAGCGGCUGGAGCGAUUGCCUGGACAAGCGUCAGGUGUGGAACCAGAAGCGCACCCCUUGGCUGGAGGCCAUCAUGCACUUUGUUUACCCAGUGCUCGACUGCGUCGUCGAGAUGCUGAUCAAUGCCGUGGAGAACGGUGCCAGCAUGUAUCAGGCCAUGUCCCUUGCAUUGACGUGCGUCUCAGAGAUUUGGGAUUGCAUGCCCGAGGGCUUGUACAAGAUAACAGCCCUGCUGCAGGAUAUAAUACCAGUGUCCACGCGUCCACUGGGUGAUUCGGUGUUGCUGCAGGUGGUUUUCGCAGCUCUCUACACGGAGCUCAUCAAGACGGCAGAAUCACACGAACAGGCCAAAAAUGUCGACAAAGCUGCCAUUUGUUAUUCGCUAUCGGAAGCGAUUUGCUCCGUAGAUGAGGAUGACAAGCACACUGACCAGAUCGAGCUAUUUUUGAAGCAAGCCAAGGAGAGCAUUAAUUUAGACACGGAUUUCGGCGGCAGCAGCUGCGGCCGCGGAGCCGGCGGCAUGAGUGCCGUUAGCACCGUUAAAAUGGAUGACCUGGCCAUAACCAAUGCCGAAUCGGAGCGCUUGAGUCACAGUCCGCCGGCCAAUUAUGCCAUGGAACUGGAUGUGGGCAUUGCCGAUUAUAUAGCCGAAGUGCUAGCCAGCGAUGUGCUGACCACCAACAUAGGUAAACAGGCGCUGAAAGUGCUCUAUAAUUAUCUGAAGUUCAACAAGGAUUGGCUGCUCGAGCAACUGGGCACGGGCGACAAUGAGCCAAGCCCGUUUCAGGGCGUGCUGGGCCAGAACAUACAGGAAGCCAAGUUCUCGGUGCUGAGGUCCAUGUUCUUUAUAGGCAAUACACCCUUCGACCAGCUGCUAACGGGCUCAUUAAAGAUCGACUAUGUCAGCUGGCUCCAAAUGCCGCUCUCCCUGAACCCAGAGCGGACAUGGCUGCAUCUGACGCGUCGCUGCGACUUCCAGGAGGAUGCCAAGCUCGCACUGCCCGAGGUGGCCAUGGUGGCGGGCAUCAGCAAGAUAAUGAAACGGCGUAAGGACUUCGCUAAAUAAGAAGCAUCAUUAGCAUUGCGCAUACGCCACGUUGUACCAGCAAAGAUGACAUUAAUGGCGCAUAAGGCAAACAGCACGAUGGCUUCUUAGUUCCGAAAAUGCUCAUAGCUAACAGAUGAG